Onthophagus taurus is the source of this 921-nucleotide messenger RNA. RefSeq names its product SBDS ribosome maturation factor (gene Sbds). Gene Ontology annotation, biological process: cytosolic ribosome assembly; ribosome biogenesis. Lineage: Eukaryota; Metazoa; Arthropoda; Insecta; Coleoptera; Scarabaeidae. The record is from RefSeq and is a predicted model, not a curated record.
UUGAUGCAAAUGUCAAAAUACAACCUAACCUCACUUUUACGUUUGAACUCUUAAACCAGAUCUUAAACACCAUCGUUAGCAUCAAGAAUGUCGAAAAUAUUUACACCAACAAACCAAAUACGUUUAACAAACGUUGCCGUUGUGCGUAUGAAAAAGGGAGGAAAACGAUUUGAAAUUGCGUGUUAUAAAAACAAAGCUAUAUCAUGGAGAAAUAACAUUGAAAAGGAUAUUGAUGAAGUUCUUCAAACUCACACGGUAUUCCUGAAUGUAUCAAAGGGACAAGUAGCUAAAAAAGAGGAUCUUUUAAGCGCUUUUGGAAUGGAUAAUGCAACAGAAAUAUGCAAAUUAAUUCUUCAAAAAGGUGAACUCCAAGUAUCAGAUAAAGAGCGUCACAAUCAAUUAGACGCACUUUUUAAAGAUAUUGCCACUACUGUGGCCGAUAAAUGUUUAAAUCCGGAAUUAAAGCGUCCUUAUCCUGUUACCAUGAUUGAAAAGGCUAUGAAAGACAUUCAUUAUUCUGUUAAACCGAAUCAAAGUGCAAAACAACAAGCUUUGACCGUUAUAAAAAUGUUGAAGGAAACUAUUCCCAUUGAGAGGGCUCAAAUGAGGUUGAGAGUGAUUUUAAAGGGAAAAGAUACGAAAAAAUGGAAGGAUAAAAUAAUAAAAAUGGAGAAAGUUGAGGUUGAAAAUGAGGAUAGAACUGGAGAUGAAUUGUGUAUGAUAUUUUUGGUGGAUCCUGGUCUUUAUAGAAUAAUUGAUGAAAUGAUUCGUAAUGAAACUAAAGGAGCUGGAGUAUUGGAGAUCUUAUCUUAUAAAGAAAUGGUUUUGGGAGAUGAAUAUUUAUAAAUUUUGUGUAAAAUAAUUAUUUGUUAAAAGUCUUUAAUAAAGUUUGGUUGCUUAAUAAACAGGAAUGUUUCUUUA